AUGGCGGCGAUGGUCCCAGCAGAGUGGAUAACGAACUGGGAGAAAUCGGGAAAAAUCGAAUUUGUGAGAUUAUGCCGUUUGCUUAGUGAAAAUAAAGGCCAUGAAAAUAUGACUUUCAGAGAUAUUCAGCAGGCUUUCUAUGAGCUCUCAUGGCAUGUCAUACAGGGAAAUCUAAAGCAAGACCAAGCUUCUAAAGUUUUCAGCAAUAUUAUUGAAUUUCGUGAUGAUGUGCCUUCGAUUCUAGCUGAUGUAUUCUGCAUAUUAGAUGUUGAAACAGGUUGUUUAGAAGAAAAAAGUAAAAGAGACCAUUUCAUACAAUUUGUAUUAGCAUGUUUGUAUUUAGUUUCAGAAAAAAUCUUGAAGGAACGUUUGGAACCAGAAACAUUGGAGUCAUUAGGACUUAUUAAACAGUCUCAGCAAUUUAAUCAAAAAUCUGUUAAAAUCAAGACAAAACUCUUUUAUAAGCAACAGAAAUUCAACUUGUUGAGAGAAGAGAAUGAAGGUUAUGCAAAGUUGAUUGCUGAAUUGGGUCAAGAUUUAUCUGGAAAUAUUACUAGUGGCUUAAUUUUGGAAAACAUAAAAUCUUUGAUAGGCUGCUUUAAUUUGGACCCCAACCGAGUUUUGGAUAUCAUCUUAGAAGUUUAUGAAUGCAGGCCAGAACAUGAUGAAUUCUUUGUGUCUUUAAUCCAGUCCUACUUGUAUUUGUGUGAACCUGAAACACUUUCUCAUAUUCUUGGGUUCCGAUUCAAGUUUUACCAGGAUCCAAAUGGAGAGACUCCAUCAUCUUUAUACAGAGUUGUAGCAGUACUGCUACAACAUAAUCUUACAGAUUUGGAGGAUCUUUGUGUACAUCUUCUGGUGGAUAAUUCUAAUCUUGAAGAACACAAACAACAGACUGGAUUAAAGGAAUACUGUAAAAUGGAGCCACAUGAUAAUCAGAAACUUGGUUUAUUGGAAGCAUUAUUGAAGAUUGGUGAUUGGCAAAAUGCACAAAAUAUUAUGGAUCAGAUGCCUCUCUUUUAUGCCACUACACAGAGGGCAAUAGCUUUUGCCCUUUGUCAACUUAUACAUGUAACUAUUGAACCUUUGUAUCAAAGACUUGGAAUACCUAUGGGUGCUAAAAGAAAACGAGUUCUAUUUUUGGAAAACAAAAAAAACAAAAGAGCACCAAAGCAAGUAGAGAACUUUGAAGACUUAAGAAAAGAAGUAUUCAGUAUGCUUUCUCAUCUUGGUCCUAACCUUUCUCAUGAUGCUAUUUUAUUUGCAAAAGUGGUACGCUUAGGAAAAGCAUUUAUGAAGGAGUUUCAAUCUGAUGGAAAUAAUGAAGACAAAGAAAAGAUGGAAAUUUUAUUUAGUUGUUUGCUUAGUAUUACUGACCAGGUCCUUCUUCCAUCUCUUACUUUGAUGGACUGCAAUGCUUGUAUGUCUGAAGAACUUUGGGGAAUGUUCAAAACGUUUCCUUAUCAGUACAGGUAUCGUUUAUAUGGCCAAUGGAAGAAUGAAACUUAUGAUACUCACCCAAAUUUAAUAAAAGCUAAAGCCCAAACAGUUGAUAGAGCCAAAUAUAUUAUGAAGCGUCUUACAAAGGAAAAUGUGAAGCCUUCAGGAAGACGGAUUGGGAAACUGAGCCACUGCAACCCAACUAUUUUGUUUGAUUAUAUUUUGUCACAAAUACAAAAAUAUGAUAACUUAAUUACACCAGUUGUAGAUUCAUUGAAAUAUCUUACUUCUUUGAAUUAUGAUGUUUUGGCAUAUUGCAUUAUUGAAGCUCUGGCUAAUCCAGAGAAGGAGAGGAUGAAACAUGAUGACACAACCAUUUCAAGCUGGCUUCAAAGUCUUGCUUGUUUCUGUGGUGCAGUUUUUCGCAAAUACCCAAUUGAAAUUGCCGGCCUUCUGCAGUAUGUGGCAAACCAGCUAAAGGCAGGAAAGAGCUUUGACCUACUUAUAUUGAAAGAGGUAGUACAAAAAAUGGCAGGAAUAGAAAUUACAGAAGAAAUGACAGUGGAACAAUUAGAGGCUAUGACUGGUGGAGAACAGCUAAAAGCUGAGGGUGGUUAUUUUGGACAGAUCAGAAACACAAAAAAAUCUUCUCAGAGGUUAAAGGAUGCACUUCUGGAUCAUGAUCUUGCCCUUCCUUUAUGCUUACUUAUGGCUCAGCAGAGGAAUGGAAUAAUAUUCCAGGAAGGAGGAGAGAAACAUUUGAAACUUGUGGGAAAGUUGUAUGAUCAGUGUCAUGAUACACUGGUACAGUUUGGUGGGUUUUUGGCAUCUAAUCUAAAUACAGAGGAUUACAUUAAACGAGUGCCAUCAAUUGAUGUGCUUUGUAAUGAAUAUCAUACACCCCAUGAUGCAGCAUUUUUCCUGUCUAGACCAAUGUAUGCACACCAUAUUUCAUCAAAAUAUGAUGAACUUAAAAAAACCGAAAAGGGAAAUAAACAGCAACACAAAGUUCAUAAAUAUAUUGCAUCCUGUGAGUUAGUGAUGGCCCCGGUCCAUGAAGCAGUGAUCUCCUUGCAUGUUUCCAAAGUGUGGGAUGAUAUCAGUCCACAGUUCUAUGUUACGUUCUGGACAUUGACAAUGUAUGACCUUGCGGUACCUCAUAACAGCUAUGAAAGAGAAGUCCAUAAACUUAAAGUCCAGAUGAAAGCAAUUGAUGACAAUCAAGAAAUGCCUCUAAAUAAAAAGAAAAAAGAAAAAGAGCGUUGUACUGCUCUUCAGGACAAACUUCUAGAAGAAGAAAAAAAACAGAUGGAACAUGUUCAGAGGGUUCUACAGAGAAUAAACCUGGAAAAAGAUAAUUGGCUUUUAGCUAAAUCUACCAAAAAUGAAACUAUCACAAAAUUUCUACAGUUAUGUUUGUUUCCUCGGUGCAUUUUUUCAGCAAUUGAUGCUGUUUACUGUUCUCAUUUUGUGGAGUUGGUACAUCAACAGAAAACUCCCAAUUUUUCCACUCUUCUCUGUUAUGAUCGAGUUUUCUCGGAUAUAGUUUACACAGUGGCAAGUUGUACUGAAAAUGAAGCAAGUAGAUAUGGCAGAUUUUUGUGCUACAUGCUAGCAACUGUGACUAAGUGGCAUAGUGGUAGAACAAUAUAUGAAAAGGAAUGUGGUAAUUAUCCAGGCUUCCUUACCAUAUUAAGAGCAACUGGAUUUGAUGGUGGAAACAAAGCUGAUCAACUAGAUUAUGAGAAUUUCCGACAUGUUGUACACAAGUGGCACUAUAAGCUAACAAAGGCUUCUGUACAUUGCCUUGAAACUGGCGAAUACACCCAUAUCAGAAAUAUUUUGAUAGUACUCACAAAAAUACUUCCUUGGUACCCAAAAGUCUUAAACCUGGGUCAGGCUUUGGAAAAACGAGUCCAUAAGAUCUGUCAAGAAGAAAAAGAGAAGAGACCUGAUCUUUAUGCACUGGCCAUGGGCUAUUCUGGGCAGUUGAAAAAUAGAAAACUUUCCAUGGUACCAGAAAGUGAAUUUCAUCUCAAAGACCCUCCUCUGAGGAAUAUAGUUCCUGCACCCAUACAAAAUGCCUCUGGUGGUGUUGGACUAACUACGUCACUCUCAAUAACUGCAGCUAAGGUAGAAGAAAGCAGUACUGAGGACACUGAUAAAUUAAAGGAAAAAUUUCAGUCUUCUCUGAAAAUUCAUGGCAAAACAGCCCAUACAGCAUCAAAAAUGACUACAAACAAUGGAAACAGUAUUUUUGACAGUAACAAAAUUAUAAAAGACAUUGAGAAAGAAAAAACUGGUAAAGAAAAAGAGAAAAAAGAAAAGAUUGCAUUUGCUUUUGCCGAGUCCAAGCUAUUUGCUGAAGAAAGUAAGGAAAAGCCAAAGGAUGACCAAACAAACAAAGAUGAAAAAAUAAGGGAAACAAAAGAUAAAAUACUCAGGUGUGACAAAGAAAAAGUUAAAAAGGAAGAAAGGGCUUCCAAAGAUGAAAAAUGCAAGAUGGGUCUUGGAGUCAACAUAGAUUCAAAAUCGAAUGUAGAAAAAGAGAGAGAAAAGGAACCAUCCAGAGAAAGAGAUAUUCCAAAGGAAACCAAAGCCGAGGAAAUUAUAAAAGGAGGUGAAAAAGUAGCAGUUGUUGGCUUUUUAAAGGCCCCAGGUCUCCGACCAGACACAUCAGAGUCUGAAAAGGAACAAAAACGACGAAAACUUGAUGCCUUCUUAUCCCCUUCAACAGUUAAGGAUAAUCUCUCUGAAUUCAAGGAAUCCUCUGCAAAGCAUUGCAUUAACCAUACUACUCCAACACUGCCCAAGAGUAAAGAAAAAGAAAUGGACAAGAAAGAUUUGGACAAGUCCAGGGAAAGAUCCAGAGAGAGAGAAAAGAAAAAUGAGAAGGACAGGAAAGAACGGAAAAGGGAUUAUUCAAACAAUGACCGUGACUUCCCACAAGAUUCUACUAAAAGACGUAAAGAAGAAAAUGGAACAACUAGCUCUUCAAAAUAUUCUAAAAGUGAAAGCCCAUCUCAUUCUCCUCAUUCGAAUGAAAAAGAAAAAAAUAAGUCAAAAUCUUCUGGAAAAGAGAAAGGUGACUCAGUUAAAACAGAGAAGUUAGAGAAGAGCAGUUCUAGUGGCAAAAAGGAAUCCAGACAUGAUAAAGAAAAAACAGAAAGGAAGGAAAAACGGGAAACCACAGGAGGAAAGGAAGAAAAAAAACAUCAUAAAUAUUCAGAUAAACACAGAUAA
Molecule: messenger RNA, 4683 nt
Organism: Dromiciops gliroides (monito del monte)
Lineage: Eukaryota; Metazoa; Chordata; Mammalia; Microbiotheria; Microbiotheriidae
Product: THO complex subunit 2-like
Exons: 41
Coding region: 1-4683 (1560 amino acids)
Biological process (GO): mRNA processing; mRNA export from nucleus
Cellular component (GO): THO complex part of transcription export complex
Molecular function (GO): mRNA binding
Source: RefSeq, a predicted model, not a curated record